AUGCGUAUCCUGGGUGUGUUGCCAAAGAACUACCAGCAUAUCCUGGCCUUGGUGUUUGCUGUCAAGGAGAUCAAUGAGAACCCCAAGAUCUUACCUAAUAUUACAUUGGGAUUCCACAUCUAUGACAGUUACUUCAAUGAAAGGAUGACCUACACGGCUACUCUGAACCUCCCAUCCACACUUGUACCCAACUACAAGUGUGACACUCAGAAACUUCAGAUGGCAGUUAUUGGAGGACUUGACUUUGAAACCUCCCUCCUAAUGGCCAACAUCUUGAGCAUCUACAAGAUCCCCCAGUUUCCACCCCUUUCUGUGUGUAACCCAAAUUGCCCCCCUGGUACCAGCAAGAAAAAGAAGGAGGGGGAGCCAUUCUGCUGCUAUGAUUGUGUUCCUUGUCCUCAAGGCAAGAUUUCAUCCCAGAAGGAUAUGGAUGACUGUGUUGGGUGCCCCGAAGAUCACUAUCCACACAAGAACCAAUCGCAAUGCAUUCCAAAGACCAUCAGCUUCCUGUCUUUUAAAGAGCCUCUGGGGAUGAGCUUAGCAUUGAUUGCUCUUUCUCUCUUUCUCCUCACAGUGGUGGUCCUAGCCAUCUUCAUUAAACAUCAGGACACACCCAUUGUCAGAGCAAACAAUCGGGACCUCACCUACACUCUCCUCACUUUCCUCCUGCUCUGCUUCCUCUGCCCAUUGAUCUUCCUCAGUCCUCCAGAAAGAAUGGCAGCUGCUCUUCUGAUGGAGCUGGCGCUGCACAUCACUGUGUUUAUUUCUGUUGAACUGAAAAGCAGAUCUCCUAAGCUCUUGUGA
This is a messenger RNA of Podarcis muralis (Common wall lizard), 804 nucleotides long. The record is from RefSeq and is a predicted model, not a curated record. Lineage: Eukaryota; Metazoa; Chordata; Lepidosauria; Squamata; Lacertidae.